This is a messenger RNA of Fusarium graminearum PH-1, 1701 nucleotides long. RefSeq lists its product as uncharacterized. Gene Ontology annotation, biological process: regulation of DNA-templated transcription. The transcript has 3 exons. Bases 1 to 1701 code for a protein of 566 amino acids. Gene Ontology annotation, molecular function: zinc ion binding; DNA-binding transcription factor activity, RNA polymerase II-specific. The record is from RefSeq and is a predicted model, not a curated record. NCBI's taxonomy places the organism in Eukaryota, Fungi, Ascomycota, Sordariomycetes, Hypocreales, Nectriaceae.
AUGCAACAUUCCAAGGAACGUCACAAUACAGCACGACUCGGGAAAAAGAACUGCACAGAAUGUCGCCGUAGAAAAGUGAGCUGUGUAUUUGACGACCAAAGAAGGUGUCGCCAAUGUUUGACUCACUCGCUGCUUUGUGAGUCACAACAAGUGCCUCCAUCUGAGCAAUCUUCCCAUGACAAGGAUCGAAUAAUACAAGAGCUGAACCAGUUUGUCACUCAAGUCGAGUCGCGCAUGGUGGAAAUGCAAGAAUCCAUCAGAGUCUUGACGAGUCAACUCGACAAAUGCAACGUUGCUGGCUCUGCUGACAAGAGCCCUCAUCAGCAAGAGGUCCAUAUACCAGAGAACUCACAACUACAAAUCCCCAAAGAGACUCUAGCAAAUGAACGGUCCCAGACUCCCAUGUCGCAGUUGGAGUUAAUCCCAGGCGAUAUCAUUCCGAAUUCACAAACUCUCGAGAAAAUCCUGGACUACUCUGAUCAACUACUUCAGUCUUUGAUGUUAUGGCCUUUUGCAAUAAUUCACAAUGAUCAAGAGGAUAGGGGAAUCUUUUGCAACCGCGAUAAGAUAUUCGAUGCAUUAAAGUCCCGAGACAUUGGACUGGCAUCUAAAUGCCUUAUCUGGACAUCUCUUCUCCUCUCACAAUUGCCCAAAGACUUUAAAGACGCCGAGACGGGCUUACCUCUGUGUCCCGAGAAGUUUAUCGACCGAAUUCUUACGCAGGUGUCAAUAUUGUACCUUGCAGACUGCACACCAGCCUGCAGUAUCGACUCAAUUGAAGCACUGGUUCUUCAGUACGAGUUGUUCGUCGCUAUUGGCCGCCCUAGUACAGCAUGGAAAUGCAUCAGAGCCGGCAUUGAGAAUGCUCUGUUACUAGGCCUUCAUCUUCGUCCGAGUCUGUUGUGGGAUGCUCUGUGGAUUCGCGAUCGUCAAAUGUCUCUCAUCAUAGGGUUGCCUUAUGGCACUCUCAACAUGGAUGUUCAAACAACCGAGCUUGACACUCUGAGAAAAAUCGGCCUGGUAUCAGGAUUUAUUAGUGAUAGGGACAGGCUGCGCCAAGACACACCUUUCAGUAUAAUGCAAAGCAUCGUCGAGGGGAUGAAAGAACUCAAAAUCAUGAUUCCGGAUGAAUGGGCAGAAGCUGACUUGAACUUGGCAUUCUCACCUAUCGAACAUGCCAUAAUGAGGCUCUACAAACAUAAACUCAACAUCAUGAUACAUCUGCCUUAUUCUCAAUUUGCAGGCUACGAUAAACAAUUUGAGUACACCCGGGUCGAGGUUUUGGAGUCGGCCGAAGGAGCACUUGAUGCUCACGGGGAUAUCCGGAGUUUGCAAGAGAAGCCAUUGCGGUGUGAUUUAUACGAUUUUCUUGCAUUCAACGCUGCUCUUGUACUCUUUGUAGACCUGGUAGCCAAAGAGACUCCAAGAACAAUCGAAGAGGAAGAUCAUAUCUGGACUGUCAUCAUGAAGUUUGUGAGCAGACUACGGAAGACGGGUGAGGUUUUGGGGGAACAGGCAGCCGAUGUACUCGAUGACUUGUAUGCUGCAUACAAAGACGAGACGGGGAAGGAGUUGAUUGAUGACUGGACCGAGAUAGAUUCAUCUGGGACUUAUGGAUGGAGGGGUAUGCUGGCUUCGAUGGAGGCGGGUGGUAUGGAUGGAAUGGCGACCACUAUGCUUGAUGCAUCUCGAUUCCGCUGA